GAAGCGAAGGUUGCCAGAUCAGCAAAUCAUAGCCGUUGAUUCACUUCCAAUCCAAAAGCUAACAUUCAUCAACUGACAAAACCAACCAACCAACCAACUUCUUUCGCUAUCUUACGCCAAAGCUCUCUUAAUUCCUCCGUUUGCAUAUUUUCCGGUCAGAUCAAAAUCAGAAUCAGAAUCAAAUUUCUCGUCGUGUCGGAGUAAAUCAAGCCAUGGAUUCCGGAACCAAAGUGAAGAAAGGAGCCGCUGGAAGAAGAAGUGGUGGAGGUCCUAAGAAGAAACCGGUUUCCCGUUCGGUUAAAUCCGGUCUACAGUUUCCUGUCGGUAGGAUCGGUCGGUAUCUUAAGAAAGGUCGUUAUUCGAAGCGUGUCGGAACCGGAGCUCCGGUCUAUCUCGCCGCCGUCCUCGAGUAUCUUGCUGCUGAGGUUCUCGAGCUUGCUGGUAACGCUGCAAGAGAUAACAAAAAGAACCGUAUUAUACCACGCCAUGUUCUAUUAGCGGUGAGGAACGACGAGGAGCUAGGGACACUACUCAAAGGCGUAACCAUUGCACACGGCGGUGUUUUACCAAACAUAAACCCAAUACUCCUCCCAAAGAAGUCUGAGAAAGCAGCUUCAACUACAAAAACACCCAAAUCACCAUCAAAGGCAACCAAAUCCCCUAAGAAAUCUUAGUACUUCUUUCUUCAUUCCUCUGUAUAACCUACUGUUUCUAUCUCUCUGUACGUUUCUCUGUAAAGACAGAACAGAAUAUCUCUUUGUUGUUGUGAGAAAGCUUAGUUUCUCUGAUCGUCGUUGUGAAAUAAAAAAUGCAACGUUUCAUAUAGAUUUUGCACAAUCAAAAAGUAUUCAUAUAAACAAUGUAUUAUUAUUCGACUAUCAUCAUAUGAGAUCGAAGAUUUGAUCAAAAGACAGAACAAUGAUCUAUAAUUCCGAUGGAAAAACAAAACUGAUGUAAUCUUAAGAGCUUGUGAAUUUGGUGACAGCUUUGGUUCCUUCAGAGACGGCAUGCUUAGCCAAUUCACCAGGCAGAACAAGUCUCACGGCGGUUUGGAUUUCACGAGACGUGAUCGUCGGUUUCUUAUUGUAACGAGCGAGACGAGACGAUUCCUGAGCGAGUUUCUCGAAAAUGUCGUUGAUGAAACUGUUCAUGAUUCCCAUCGCUUUACCAGAGAUUCCAAUAUCUGGAUGAACCUGUUUCAAUACCUUGAAAAUGUAGAUCUUGUACGUCUCUGUGCUCUUCUUCGUCUUCUUCUUCUUCUUGACAAUCUCGCUCGUUCCUCCUUCUUUCGCGAUCUUCUUCUCCGCCUUUGGUGCUGGUGCUUUCUCCGCCGGUUUCUUCUCUGCCUUCGGCGCCAUUAAUCCACGAUACAGCGAUUGUGAUGAAUACUUCUGGGCAAUGAAAGAUGAUUUUUGAGGGUUUCGGUUUUGAAUU
Arabidopsis thaliana (thale cress) is the source of this 1434-nucleotide messenger RNA. It is a transcript of the gene HTA12, whose product is annotated as histone H2A 12. Gene Ontology annotation, biological process: heterochromatin organization. Lineage: Eukaryota; Viridiplantae; Streptophyta; Magnoliopsida; Brassicales; Brassicaceae. The transcript is spliced from 2 exons. The record is from RefSeq and is marked reviewed. Gene Ontology annotation, cellular component: heterochromatin; nucleosome; nucleus. Gene Ontology annotation, molecular function: chromatin binding; protein heterodimerization activity; structural constituent of chromatin. Bases 213 to 674 code for a protein of 153 amino acids.